AUGAGCUUCAAUGACUUCCUAAAUUCUAUAAUACAAAAGCUUGGGCUGCAAGGCGUAAAACGGGUUGAGAAGUUAUUCUAUCGCAUUCCGAUCUCAGUGUUGCGAGAUGACAUGAAGUACGAUUCGUUCGUCAUAGGGAGUGACGAGGAUUUGGAGGUCCUGUUCCAUUGUCAUCGGCAGUAUCCCGAAGUUAGGACAGCUGAGUUGUUGGCAAAGCUGAUUGAUGUGGUCUCUAACAUAGGAGGUUCGAACCGGAAUACCCAAACUCCAGGUACGGCAGCCGGUUCUAGUUCGAGACAUGUUGGUGCAUCUUCAUCUGUGCCUGUGAUUGCACCUCAGGACGAGCCUGUGGCCUCCCCGUCGUUCACCGUUGAUCUCAACCGCAGUGGUGGCGGCGAGGUUGGUAUCGUUGAUAGGGUGCCGAUUUUCUUACAGUGUGGGGCACCGGCUAGUAUGGAUGAUGCAUUGCCGGAUGAUGAUGACGCUGAUGAUGUGGAGUCGGACAUCAUUGCUGAUGAUAGUGGUGAUGACAUUACAGCGAGUAAUCUAGUUGGGGCUAGCGGCGGUUCUAGCUCUGGGACUCAGCAGUACCCUCCGUACUUUUCAUCCUUGGACUUGGAUGCCAUGAGACAGGAGGGGGUUGCUAGGGAACCCACUAGAUUUGGUGCUAGAGAUACCCAUAGAACCGGAGGUCUUUUAAAGUUUCAGGUUGGUCAGCGAUUUCAGGAUAAAGAGGAGGCUGUGUUAAGCAUGAGGACAUAUAGCAUCCGACGCGGGGUACAGUACAAAGUGGUGGACUCCGAUUAUCGCAAGUACCUUGGGAAGUGUACUGAAUUUGGGAAAGGGUGCACAUGGUUGAUUAGGAUCAGUCUCCACCAACGCAAGGGUAUUUGGGAGGUAAAACAGUACAACAGACCUCAUACUUGUCUGGCAACGUCGAUCUCGAGCGAUCACAGGAGUCUUGAUUAUCAUGUGAUCUCGGCCUUCAUCAUGCCAAUGGUUAGAGCUGUUGUCCUUACUUCUUGCACUAUCCUAUUUAUUUGUGACCACUAA
Messenger RNA from Arachis stenosperma, 1053 nucleotides. RefSeq lists its product as uncharacterized. Bases 1 to 1053 code for a protein of 350 amino acids. The record is from RefSeq and is a predicted model, not a curated record. The transcript has a single exon. NCBI's taxonomy places the organism in Eukaryota, Viridiplantae, Streptophyta, Magnoliopsida, Fabales, Fabaceae.